CACAGCCGGUAUCGGGUGGAAAAAGCUUCUGUGGAUCCCAGUGGGAAUUCAGAGUCAAGAGUUUGUAGGGCGAUUUGGUGGGAAUCGCGGGCCUGCAGCUGCCGCGUCUCUCAUGAUUCCACCUUCAAGUUCUUUGGCUGGGCAGCACAGCACGCUCCCCAGAGAACUUACUUGGGGGAAACCCUGAGAACAGUCCUCAAACGUGCAUGAGAAUUUCUCUAAUGAUGCAUUUACUCAGAGAAGAGAUUGGCCUUUGGCAGCUGGGGGAGAGCCUAGAUCUGAACCUUGGUGCAUUUCUAAGAAUGUGAGCGUUCGUAUUGACCAUGCUCUUCCCUUCUGUCUUUAAGCCUGGGACUUUUCCCUUGCAGUUUGAAAUCUGCGGAUGGACCUUUUUUGCCACAUGCCUGUUUGGAGAAAAAGCUCGUUGUUAUUCUUUCUCUUUGCAUCUGUAGAUAUUUCACGUAAAACGUACACUUUUUGACUGACAAAGGGGGGAGGUUGCAAGCAAACUUGUUGCCCAUAUAAAGUGGCAACUGUAAUGCUCAGUUUAACUUAUUUUAUCAAUACAAUGAUAACAAUUUUUCAAAUACUGCAGUGUUUCUUUUUUUCAGGCAUGUCAUUGCUCAGAGGGGAAUUGCAGUCAUAGAUUGCUCAUGGGCCAAAUUAGAAGAAACUCCCUUUACGAGGAUGAGAGGAGGUCAUCUGCGGCUGCUGCCAUACUUGGUAGCUGCAAAUCCUGUGAACUACGGUCGGCCGUGCAAGCUGUCCUGCGUGGAAGCUUUCGCUGCAGCUUUCUGCAUUGCUGGAUUCCCAGACCUAGCCACCGUUCUUCUACGGAAAUUUAAAUGGGGUAAGGCAUUUAUUGACUUGAACAAAAAUCUCUUGGAAAAAUACGCAGCCUGCCAUUGCCAGGAAGAAGUGCUGAGAGUUGAAAAGGACUUUUUAGCCAGUGUCCAAGAAACAAAAGAUGAAGAAAUAGAUCCAUUUGAUGUUGACUCAGGAAAAGAAUUUUCUAAUCCCAACAGACCAAUCCAUUCCCCAGGGCUAGCACAAAGUAACGAAGAAUCUGAAUCUGAGGAGGACAGCGCGAGCACGCCAGAUGAGGCCACUGAAAGCAGCAGUGAGAGCAGUCCAGAAGAAGAUGGUACUGCAGAGCAACAGCCACCGAUACAGCAACUAUAUGAAAAGUAAAAAAAAACCAAACCAAAACCAACCCC
Egretta garzetta (little egret) is the source of this 1217-nucleotide messenger RNA. RefSeq names its product TSR3 ribosome maturation factor (gene TSR3). Gene Ontology annotation, molecular function: rRNA small subunit aminocarboxypropyltransferase activity. Gene Ontology annotation, biological process: maturation of SSU-rRNA. The record is from RefSeq and is a predicted model, not a curated record. Lineage: Eukaryota; Metazoa; Chordata; Aves; Pelecaniformes; Ardeidae. The transcript has 4 exons. Bases 688 to 1191 code for a protein of 167 amino acids.